AUGAUUGCCGCCGUUUCGUACAUGAUCUGCGCAGUCACACUCGUUAUGUUCAACAAGGCCGCCCUCUCCUCCUUCAACUUCCCUUGCGCCAACGUCAUCACUUUGCUUCAGAUGCUCUCCUCGACGGCCCUGCUAGCCAUUCUCCGCCUGGCAGACGUUCUCACCUUUGCGGAUGGCUCUGCUGCUGACGGGGUUGGGCUGGGAAGGGUGGUGGCAGGCCUGUUUGCUCCCAGCUAUUCUGUCUCUGUCGCCCCUGCUGCUGCUGCUGGUAGUGGCGGUGGCGGGAAACUGGGGAAGGGAGGGAAGGGUGGGAGGAGCAGGGGCGGGGGCAAUGGGUUUGUGCCUCUGCACACUCUCGCCAGAGGGGUUGGGCUGGGAAGGGUGGUGGCAGGCCUGUUUGCUCCCAGCUAUUCUGUCUCUGUCGCCCCUGCUGCUGCUGCUGGUAGUGGCGGUGGCGGGAAACUGGGGAAGGGAGGGAAGGGUGGGAGGAGCAGGGGCGGGGGCAAUGGGUUUGUGCCUCUGCACACUCUCGCCAGAGGGGUUGGGCUGGGAAGGGUGGUGGCAGGCCUGUUUGCUCCCAGCUAUUCUGUCUCUGUCGCCCCUGCUGCUGCUGCUGGUAGUGGCGGUGGCGGGAAACUGGGGAAGGGAGGGAAGGGUGGGAGGAGCAGGGGCGGGGGCAAUGGGUUUGUGCCUCUGCACACUCUCGCCAGAGGGGUUGGGCUGGGAAGGGUGGUGGCAGGCCUGUUUGCUCCCAGCUAUUCUGUCUCUGUCGCCCCUGCUGCUGCUGCUGGUAGUGGCGGUGGGGGGAAACUGGGGAAGGGAGGGAAGGGUGGGAGGAGCAGGGGCGGGGGCAAUGGGUUUGUGCCUCUGCACACUCUCGCCAGAGGGGUUGGGCUGGGAAGGGUGGUGGCAGGCCUGUUUGCUCCCAGCUAUUCUGUCUCUGUCGCCCCUGCUGCUGCUGCUGGUAGUGGCGGUGGGGGGAAACUGGGGAAGGGAGGGAAGGGUGGGAGGAGCAGGGGCGGGGGCAAUGGGUUUGUGCCUCUGCACACUCUCGCCAGAGGGGUUGGGCUGGGAAGGGUGGUGGCAGGCCUGUUUGCUCCCAGCUAUUCUGUCUCUGUCGCCCCUGCUGCUGCUGCUGGUAGUGGCGGUGGGGGGAAACUGGGGAAGGGAGGGAAGGGUGGGAGGAGCAGGGGCGGGGGCAAUGGGUUUGUGCCUCUGCACACUCUCGCCAGAGGGGUUGGGCUGGGAAGGGUGGUGGCAGGCCUGUUUGCUCCCAGCUAUUCUGUCUCUGUCGCCCCUGCUGCUGCUGCUGGUAGUGGCGGUGGGGGGAAACUGGGGAAGGGAGGGAAGGGUGGGAGGAGCAGGGGCGGGGGCAAUGGGUUUGUGCCUCUGCACACUCUCGCCAGAGGGGUUGGGCUGGGAAGGGUGGUGGCAGGCCUGUUUGCUCCCAGCUAUUCUGUCUCUGUCGCCCCUGCUGCUGCUGCUGGUAGUGGCGGUGGGGGGAAACUGGGGAAGGGAGGGAAGGGUGGGAGGAGCAGGGGCGGGGGCAAUGGGUUUGUGCCUCUGCACACUCUCGCCAGAGGGGUUGGGCUGGGAAGGGUGGUGGCAGGCCUGUUUGCUCCCAGCUAUUCUGUCUCUGUCGCCCCUGCUGCUGCUGCUGGUAGUGGCGGUGGGGGGAAACUGGGGAAGGGAGGGAAGGGUGGGAGGAGCAGGGGCGGGGGCAAUGGGUUUGUGCCUCUGCACACUCUCGCCAGAGGGGUUGGGCUGGGAAGGGUGGUGGCAGGCCUGUUUGCUCCCAGCUAUUCUGUCUCUGUCGCCCCUGCUGCUGCUGCUGGUAGUGGCGGUGGGGGGAAACUGGGGAAGGGAGGGAAGGGUGGGAGGAGCAGGGGCGGGGGCAAUGGGUUUGUGCCUCUGCACACUCUCGCCAGAGGGGUUGGGCUGGGAAGGGUGGUGGCAGGCCUGUUUGCUCCCAGCUAUUCUGUCUCUGUCGCCCCUGCUGCUGCUGCUGGUAGUGGCGGUGGGGGGAAACUGGGGAAGGGAGGGAAGGGUGGGAGGAGCAGGGGCGGGGGCAAUGGGUUUGUGCCUCUGCACACUCUCGCCAGAGGGGUUGGGCUGGGAAGGGUGGUGGCAGGCCUGUUUGCUCCCAGCUAUUCUGUCUCUGUCGCCCCUGCUGCUGCUGCUGGUAGUGGCGGUGGGGGGAAACUGGGGAAGGGAGGGAAGGGUGGGAGGAGCAGGGGCGGGGGCAAUGGGUUUGUGCCUCUGCACACUCUCGCCAGAGGGGUUGGGCUGGGAAGGGUGGUGGCAGGCCUGUUUGCUCCCAGCUAUUCUGUCUCUGUCGCCCCUGCUGCUGCUGCUGGUAGUGGCGGUGGGGGGAAACUGGGGAAGGGAGGGAAGGGUGGGAGGAGCAGGGGCGGGGGCAAUGGGUUUGUGCCUCUGCACACUCUCGCCAGAGGGGUUGGGCUGGGAAGGGUGGUGGCAGGCCUGUUUGCUCCCAGCUAUUCUGUCUCUGUCGCCCCUGCUGCUGCUGCUGGUAGUGGCGGUGGGGGGAAACUGGGGAAGGGAGGGAAGGGUGGGAGGAGCAGGGGCGGGGGCAAUGGGUUUGUGCCUCUGCACACUCUCGCCAGAGGGGUUGGGCUGGGAAGGGUGGUGGCAGGCCUGUUUGCUCCCAGCUAUUCUGUCUCUGUCGCCCCUGCUGCUGCUGCUGGUAGUGGCGGUGGGGGGAAACUGGGGAAGGGAGGGAAGGGUGGGAGGAGCAGGGGCGGGGGCAAUGGGUUUGUGCCUCUGCACACUCUCGCCAGAGGGGUUGGGCUGGGAAGGGUGGUGGCAGGCCUGUUUGCUCCCAGCUAUUCUGUCUCUGUCGCCCCUGCUGCUGCUGCUGGUAGUGGCGGUGGGGGGAAACUGGGGAAGGGAGGGAAGGGUGGGAGGAGCAGGGGCGGGGGCAAUGGGUUUGUGCCUCUGCACACUCUCGCCAGAGGGGUUGGGCUGGGAAGGGUGGUGGCAGGCCUGUUUGCUCCCAGCUAUUCUGUCUCUGUCGCCCCUGCUGCUGCUGCUGGUAGUGGCGGUGGGGGGAAACUGGGGAAGGGAGGGAAGGGUGGGAGGAGCAGGGGCGGGGGCAAUGGGUUUGUGCCUCUGCACACUCUCGCCAGAGGGGUUGGGCUGGGAAGGGUGGUGGCAGGCCUGUUUGCUCCCAGCUAUUCUGUCUCUGUCGCCCCUGCUGCUGCUGCUGGUAGUGGCGGUGGGGGGAAACUGGGGAAGGGAGGGAAGGGUGGGAGGAGCAGGGGCGGGGGCAAUGGGUUUGUGCCUCUGCACACUCUCGCCAGAGGGGUUGGGCUGGGAAGGGUGGUGGCAGGCCUGUUUGCUCCCAGCUAUUCUGUCUCUGUCGCCCCUGCUGCUGCUGCUGGUAGUGGCGGUGGGGGGAAACUGGGGAAGGGAGGGAAGGGUGGGAGGAGCAGGGGCGGGGGCAAUGGGUUUGUGCCUCUGCACACUCUCGCCAGAGGGGUUGGGCUGGGAAGGGUGGUGGCAGGCCUGUUUGCUCCCAGCUAUUCUGUCUCUGUCGCCCCUGCUGCUGCUGCUGGUAGUGGCGGUGGGGGGAAACUGGGGAAGGGAGGGAAGGGUGGGAGGAGCAGGGGCGGGGGCAAUGGGUUUGUGCCUCUGCACACUCUCGCCAGAGGGGUUGGGCUGGGAAGGGUGGUGGCAGGCCUGUUUGCUCCCAGCUAUUCUGUCUCUGUCGCCCCUGCUGCUGCUGCUGGUAGUGGCGGUGGGGGGAAACUGGGGAAGGGAGGGAAGGGUGGGAGGAGCAGGGGCGGGGGCAAUGGGUUUGUGCCUCUGCACACUCUCGCCAGAGGGGUUGGGCUGGGAAGGGUGGUGGCAGGCCUGUUUGCUCCCAGCUAUUCUGUCUCUGUCGCCCCUGCUGCUGCUGCUGGUAGUGGCGGUGGGGGGAAACUGGGGAAGGGAGGGAAGGGUGGGAGGAGCAGGGGCGGGGGCAAUGGGUUUGUGCCUCUGCACACUCUCGCCAGAGGGGUUGGGCUGGGAAGGGUGGUGGCAGGCCUGUUUGCUCCCAGCUAUUCUGUCUCUGUCGCCCCUGCUGCUGCUGCUGGUAGUGGCGGUGGGGGGAAACUGGGGAAGGGAGGGAAGGGUGGGAGGAGCAGGGGCGGGGGCAAUGGGUUUGUGCCUCUGCACACUCUCGCCAGAGGGGUUGGGCUGGGAAGGGUGGUGGCAGGCCUGUUUGCUCCCAGCUAUUCUGUCUCUGUCGCCCCUGCUGCUGCUGCUGGUAGUGGCGGUGGGGGGAAACUGGGGAAGGGAGGGAAGGGUGGGAGGAGCAGGGGCGGGGGCAAUGGGUUUGUGCCUCUGCACACUCUCGCCAGAGGGGUUGGGCUGGGAAGGGUGGUGGCAGGCCUGUUUGCUCCCAGCUAUUCUGUCUCUGUCGCCCCUGCUGCUGCUGCUGGUAGUGGCGGUGGGGGGAAACUGGGGAAGGGAGGGAAGGGUGGGAGGAGCAGGGGCGGGGGCAAUGGGUUUGUGCCUCUGCACACUCUCGCCAGAGGGGUUGGGCUGGGAAGGGUGGUGGCAGGCCUGUUUGCUCCCAGCUAUUCUGUCUCUGUCGCCCCUGCUGCUGCUGCUGGUAGUGGCGGUGGGGGGAAACUGGGGAAGGGAGGGAAGGGUGGGAGGAGCAGGGGCGGGGGCAAUGGGUUUGUGCCUCUGCACACUCUCGCCAGAGGGGUUGGGCUGGGAAGGGUGGUGGCAGGCCUGUUUGCUCCCAGCUAUUCUGUCUCUGUCGCCCCUGCUGCUGCUGCUGGUAGUGGCGGUGGGGGGAAACUGGGGAAGGGAGGGAAGGGUGGGAGGAGCAGGGGCGGGGGCAAUGGGUUUGUGCCUCUGCACACUCUCGCCAGAGGGGUUGGGCUGGGAAGGGUGGUGGCAGGCCUGUUUGCUCCCAGCUAUUCUGUCUCUGUCGCCCCUGCUGCUGCUGCUGGUAGUGGCGGUGGGGGGAAACUGGGGAAGGGAGGGAAGGGUGGGAGGAGCAGGGGCGGGGGCAAUGGGUUUGUGCCUCUGCACACUCUCGCCAGAGGGGUUGGGCUGGGAAGGGUGGUGGCAGGCCUGUUUGCUCCCAGCUAUUCUGUCUCUGUCGCCCCUGCUGCUGCUGCUGGUAGUGGCGGUGGGGGGAAACUGGGGAAGGGAGGGAAGGGUGGGAGGAGCAGGGGCGGGGGCAAUGGGUUUGUGCCUCUGCACACUCUCGCCAGAGGGGUUGGGCUGGGAAGGGUGGUGGCAGGCCUGUUUGCUCCCAGCUAUUCUGUCUCUGUCGCCCCUGCUGCUGCUGCUGGUAGUGGCGGUGGGGGGAAACUGGGGAAGGGAGGGAAGGGUGGGAGGAGCAGGGGCGGGGGCAAUGGGUUUGUGCCUCUGCACACUCUCGCCAGAGGGGUUGGGCUGGGAAGGGUGGUGGCAGGCCUGUUUGCUCCCAGCUAUUCUGUCUCUGUCGCCCCUGCUGCUGCUGCUGGUAGUGGCGGUGGGGGGAAACUGGGGAAGGGAGGGAAGGGUGGGAGGAGCAGGGGCGGGGGCAAUGGGUUUGUGCCUCUGCACACUCUCGCCAGAGGGGUUGGGCUGGGAAGGGUGGUGGCAGGCCUGUUUGCUCCCAGCUAUUCUGUCUCUGUCGCCCCUGCUGCUGCUGCUGGUAGUGGCGGUGGGGGGAAACUGGGGAAGGGAGGGAAGGGUGGGAGGAGCAGGGGCGGGGGCAAUGGGUUUGUGCCUCUGCACACUCUCGCCAGAGGGGUUGGGCUGGGAAGGGUGGUGGCAGGCCUGUUUGCUCCCAGCUAUUCUGUCUCUGUCGCCCCUGCUGCUGCUGCUGGUAGUGGCGGUGGGGGGAAACUGGGGAAGGGAGGGAAGGGUGGGAGGAGCAGGGGCGGGGGCAAUGGGUUUGUGCCUCUGCACACUCUCGCCAGAGGGGUUGGGCUGGGAAGGGUGGUGGCAGGCCUGUUUGCUCCCAGCUAUUCUGUCUCUGUCGCCCCUGCUGCUGCUGCUGGUAGUGGCGGUGGGGGGAAACUGGGGAAGGGAGGGAAGGGUGGGAGGAGCAGGGGCGGGGGCAAUGGGUUUGUGCCUCUGCACACUCUCGCCAGAGGGGUUGGGCUGGGAAGGGUGGUGGCAGGCCUGUUUGCUCCCAGCUAUUCUGUCUCUGUCGCCCCUGCUGCUGCUGCUGGUAGUGGCGGUGGGGGGAAACUGGGGAAGGGAGGGAAGGGUGGGAGGAGCAGGGGCGGGGGCAAUGGGUUUGUGCCUCUGCACACUCUCGCCAGAGGGGUUGGGCUGGGAAGGGUGGUGGCAGGCCUGUUUGCUCCCAGCUAUUCUGUCUCUGUCGCCCCUGCUGCUGCUGCUGGUAGUGGCGGUGGGGGGAAACUGGGGAAGGGAGGGAAGGGGGGGAGGAGCAGGGGCGGGGGCAAUGGGUUUGUGCCUCUGCAUACUCUUGCCAGAGGGGUUGGGCUGGGAAGGGUGGUGGCAGGCCUGUUUGCUCCCAGCUAUUCUGUCUCUGUCGCCCCUGCUGCUGCUGCUGGUAGUGGCGGUGGGGGGAAACUGGGGAAGGGAGGGAAGGGGGGGAGGAGCAGGGGCGGGGGCAAUGGGUUUGUGCCUCUGCAUACUCUUGCCAGAGGGGUUGGGCUGGGAAGGGUGGUGGCAGGCCUGUUUGCUCCCAGCUAUUCUGUCUCUGUCGCCCCUGCUGCUGCUGCUGGUAGUGGCGGUGGGGGGAAACUGGGGAAGGGAGGGAAGGGGGGGAGGAGCAGGGGCGGGGGCAAUGGGUUUGUGCCUCUGCAUACUCUUGCCAGAGGGGUUGGGCUGGGAAGGGUGGUGGCAGGCCUGUUUGCUCCCAGCUAUUCUGUCUCUGUCGCCCCUGCUGCUGCUGCUGGUAGUGGCGGUGGGGGGAAACUGGGGAAGGGAGGGAAGGGGGGGAGGAGCAGGGGCGGGGGCAAUGGGUUUGUGCCUCUGCAUACUCUUGCCAGAGGGGUUGGGCUGGGAAGGGUGGUGGCAGGCCUGUUUGCUCCCAGCUAUUCUGUCUCUGUCGCCCCUGCUGCUGCUGCUGGUAGUGGCGGUGGGGGGAAAUUGGGGAAGGAGGGGAGGAGCAGGGGCGGGCGCAGUGGGUUUGUGCCUCUGCAUACUCUCGCCAGGGUGCUGCCUCUGUCGCUCUCAUAUAUCCUCUACAUGGUGGUGGGCAUGGCGAGCAUAAGAGGGGUGAACGUGCCCAUGUACACGGCACUAAGGCGCACCACAGUGGCCUUCACCCUCCUGGCAGAGAGACUCCUGUCAAGCAAGCGACACUCCUCAUACACGCUCAUCAGUGUGGCAGUCAUUGUCACAGGAGCAAUGCUGGCAGCACUAAGGGACUUCUCAUUUGACGCAUACGGCUACUCGCUCGUCUUCCUAUCCAACAUCACCACCGCACUCUAUCUCGCGUUCAUCGCAAGGCUAGGCAAAGCCACCGGGCUUAACAGCUUCGGCCUCAUGUGGUGUAACGGCGUCAUCUGCAUCCCCGCCCUCCUUCUCUGGACAUUCUUCUCGGGGGAAAUUCAACGGACGCUCGAUUUCCCGGCACUCCUGCAACCGAAUUUCCUGGCUGUGCUGGCGAUGUCAUGCCUCAUGGCCUUUGCUCUCAACUACACCAUUUUCCUCAACACUUCUAUCAACUCCGCCCUCACCCAAACCAUGUGCGGCAACAUCAAGGUGUGUGGGAACAUCAAGGUGUGUGGUAAGAUUAAGUCACGUCCGUCGCCAGCGAUCAUGGAUGCGAAGGUGCUGAGCUACGGCGACGUCCUUCUUCGCGCGUGCGACGUGGCGACGCUGGAGCCGUCGCAAUGGCUCAACGACAAAAUCAUCGAAUUCUACUUCGAAUACCUCUCGCGAACCCUCCUCGCCGCAACCGACCCCUCCGCGUCCGCCGCCGGCGCUGCCGCUGGCUCUGCCGCCCGGUCAGCUAGCAGCAGCAGGAGCAGCAGCAGCAGCGGCAGCAGCAGCAACGGCGCCGGCGGCGCUGCUGGUGGUGCGGCGGGAGGGGAGGGUAACAACAGCGCCGUGCUGCUGGUGGGACCGUCGGUGUCGUUUUGGCUCAACAUCUGUCCGAGCGACGAUGACGUCACGGAAACCAUGGCUCCCUUGGGCGUGGAGAGCAAGGAGCUCAUAGCCUUGGCAGUCAACGACAACAACGACCCCACACUCGCAGAGGCAGGCUCGCACUGGAGCCUUCUUCUCUUCAUCAGGUCACGUCGUCUCUUCCUUCACUUUGACAGCGCCGGCUCGCACAAUCUGGAGGCCGCUAAGGGGCUUGCUGAGAAGCUUCAAGCCGUCCUAGGUGUUACAGUGACUGACGACACUUUCCAAUCAGCAUCUACACCUCAACAGCUAAACGGGUACGACUGUGGAGUGUACGUACUCGCUAUAGCAAAGGCCCUCUGCGAGACCGCAUCUGCUGCUCCCGAGGGGAAAGCAUUGGCAGAGGAACUGGAAAGCUCAGCCAAAGGGGUGGAUGCGGCAGCGGUUACCAAGUUACGGGGAGACGUGAAGCAGCUUAUUCAACACCUGGGGAAGCAAAGCAAGGAGUAA
Closterium sp. Yama58-4 is the source of this 8568-nucleotide messenger RNA. Lineage: Eukaryota; Viridiplantae; Streptophyta; Zygnematophyceae; Desmidiales; Closteriaceae. The record is from the annotation of a GenBank genome assembly.